Anguilla anguilla (European eel) is the source of this 3992-nucleotide messenger RNA. RefSeq lists its product as uncharacterized. The record is from RefSeq and is a predicted model, not a curated record. The transcript has 2 exons. Bases 2953 to 3954 code for a protein of 333 amino acids. Lineage: Eukaryota; Metazoa; Chordata; Actinopteri; Anguilliformes; Anguillidae.
CGGCUUUCUCCCUCACUGAGAAAAAAAAAAAAACCAAACUAAACACAACCUGAGCCUUUAAAAGCCAGUGGAAAAACUGAGCAGAGCUUUCCGUUCAUUCCAAGCCGAGCGGAGGUAGCAGCGCCACUGCUGUCUGCCGGCUAGUCGGUGUCGUUAGCUUCCUGUCACUCGUUAGAAUGGCCGGCUCCCUGUUUGGCUGACAGACACUAGGCCUGCGCUGUCGCUGUUUAUCUCUCUGGGAGAGCUGAAAGGAAAAUUGAAGGCGGUAUGGCUUCAGAAAAAGAGCACACCUGAGAGUCCAAAUUGGCUGAAGGUCACGACCUGAAGUCCAAAUCCAGCUGUGUUGAAUGGGAAGAAUCCCAUCUGAAAUCGCUUUUCACAGGCUGUCGGUUGCAGAACAGAAGCACCUGUUGAACAUCACUGUCAAAGAAUGUUUCAGUGUGCUAGUACAUGAGAACCUGAAAGAGAAAAUAAGGCAGUCCUCUAAAAAGCCUUUUGUCCGUCGUGUUUGAAGUUAGGUAGUACACUCUGCUCAAGGUUUAAGGCUACAAGGCCUAAAUGUUUUCGGAGAGGGAACACUGUGUAGGCCUUGAGUGGAGCUGGAACGACGUGCAUCAGAAGCGUCCCCACUACUGCCAUCGAUUGGAAACUUACUGUCAAGCUGGAGCAGCCAAUGGAGACAUGGGUCAUACAUGCGUUAAUACCACGCAAGGCAUGCCAGGGACCGCAUGUUAACCGCGAGCGGUUCUGUGUCACGGAACUGUGAUUUCAGAAGCGUUCGGGUAAAUGGAGCAGUGACGGCAAUUACCCAGUGUGUGUGUUCCCCAGGCAACGGGCAAGGAUUACUCAGUCCAACCCCUGCGCCUUCAAGAGAUGCACUGUAUUUCCAUGGCAACCCAAAUGAAGAGGUGAAAUUUAGAACAUCUGGGUGACUUCAACUCAUGGAAGAACUGCGCACUUGUGCGUCACUGAAGAGCUUGGUCCUGACCAUCUGGCCUUAUUAAGCAUUAUAACCCACGAGAAGGGCAUUUGAGCAUAGAAGGGCUGAACAUGUUAUUCUCUAUGUGGCACCACUCAUCCAGGUCCAGCUAACUGCCUUUUCCUGGCAUCUCACACGCUUUGUCAAGUCUACAGACAAUGGGCGAUUUUGGUUCACCUUGGUUAUACUGACUCUGAUUCAUCUCCUCUGGGGAAGCCAUGACACCACCUGACAGUAACUGACUUUGAUGGCACAAGCAGAGAACAAACAACCAAAGCCUGUCUGUCAUGCAACAGUGUUCAAAGUGAGGGUUCUAAACGACCGUUCUGAAAUGACUGAAUCAAGACUGUAAUUGUACACACAUUCCCAAACUGCCACCGGUGCACAUCACCCAAAAAUACAUUUUCUGCACUGCUCCUUUCUUUCACGGCUGUAACAUUUCCCAAAGAUGCUGUGCUGUGCAUUAGUUAACAGCACUCUGGGAUGACAAACUACACCUGACUCAGCUUUUUGGGCUUAGUCAAUUUGCAUGGCAAAAAAAGAUUUAUUACAAAAGUAGAGGUUUAUCUUCCCCUGUAUAUUUGGGGAAACUUGAUGGAAAAUGUACCUUUUAUGAAUAACCCUAUAUUGCUGCUGUCUGCAGGAGUGGACGAGGAGUCUUCUGUUCUGAAACUUAAAGAACAAAGGCAGUAAAUGCUUCCUGUAAUACUGAAAAUGUUUAUGGCCUGAUUUACUGAAACCUUUAGCAUGUGCAAAACCUUUGUGCACACGCAAAACUAAUAACACUACCAAUGAUUGGUGCAGAACAAAUACCAUGUCCAAUCAGUGGCCAUGUUAUUGGUUUUGCGUUAGCUAAAAGGUUUUACGCAUGCAAAAGGUCUUAGUAAAUCAGGCCCUUAGUGUGCAAAACUGUACUGUGAAGUCUUAUGGACCCUACCAGCAUGCUGAGUAAUCAAACCAGCUGGAGCUCCGACUCCACAUAUAAGCUCCUCAAACAAGGCCAGCUAUGAGGUCAUCAGGAGCUGAGUGUCUACUUUUUAAAUCCCUUUGCUAAUAUAUUGUGUGUGCGCAUGCAAAUCAAAUAAAAAUAGAAAACCCAUCUGCUGGCAUGUAAACGUAGCCUACUUUGCACAUUUAAUCUAUCGCAAAAAAUUAUUCACAGUUAAAACAUACCGCUUAUUUCCCCAGUUAGAUUCUCACUUCAUGCAAGUCUAGAUUUUGACACAUUUGUUUGAUGCAGAGCAUUCUAAAAUGGCAGUGGACAGUUCCCAGAGGACAUUUCUAGAUAAUUCUGGAAAAGUCGAGCUGAGUUCCUGAAAAAGCGUAGGAUGCAGAAAAGGAUAAAACAGACAUUGUUUAUGAUGGCCGGGUCUGUCGUUUGCAAGAAUGAGGCUUACGACAGACAUAAGCAGACCAUCCAUUCAGGGCUCUGAAAGACUCCUAAAUGGGAUAUAAAGUUUAUACAUUGCUGUUCUCAAAUCCCUUUUCUGCUCUUCUAUGUCCUAUACUUCCACACCUACCAUUUGAUUCUUAAUCCUUUUACUGGAGGAAUUCUAGCUAAAUUCAACCCAACAACCCUCUGGGUAAGACUCAGGACCCUAAACCUCUACAGUGCUGUGCUGUUUAAACCUGCCUCGUACCGAUACCCAGCCCGAAGUUACACACGGCCCACAGGAUUAGCAGAGGUGAGCUCACACUGUGCCAGGAGAAGGGCAGGACAGUGGGCAGUGUUCCUCGAGUGAUUACUCUUGUGAUUCAGACCUGUAGACCUGUUCUUUCCCCCCCUGAAGCUGAUUGUAAUUUCGUUCCAAUCACUCAAGACCGGCCUCAAGACAUGGCUUCCUAAUUACGUGUAAUGGCGCAAAUUAAAUCGUUUGAAACUAAUCAAAUCAAACGACUGGUCCUGCCAGCACCGUUGGGAAGCACACGCGUAAAAGGAAAAGCGAUAUAUUGAUGCAUUUUCUUUAUUUUAUAUGAAGAUUUUUAUAUUCACACAAGUAACCCUGUUGUCAUGUUUUCUUGGGGUGGGAUGGGGGGGGGGGGCUCAUCUUGGCGGGUCUCUCCUGCUCCCCACGGAUGUCAGUGCCAGUCACACUCUAGUUCGCUCUGCGUGGUGUGAUUGUUGCCGCGGCGAUCGGCGUGCCCGUGGCUGUGAGCGAGGGCCUUUCCGGCACUGGCUAAGGAGGUGUGAAUUCCUCUCCUGUCAGCCCCGCAGAGCUCCUGUCACCGUCCUAGCAGCCCCACCGCGCCCGGCCAGGGAAGCCGGGCCUUCGCCUACGUCGCCCGCGGCCGGCUGGCGGCGCGUCGACCCCGCCAGCCCGAGCCCACUCUGCAGGGGUCCUGGUCUCGCGGUCAAAAGGUCCUGGGUAGGCCGGGCUUCUCCGUACCCAAAGGGAUAUCGCGCAGAGCUUGUUGGGGGGGGGGGUAUUGAGCACCGUGACAACCGGUUCCAACGAAGCAAAACCGGCAGCGGAACACGCUUACGGGCCAGCGAGUCGCAGGCGAAGACCAGGUACACACAAAGCCUGCCAGAUGCGCACUGUUGCCAUGGAAACCGCGACCGUCUAGAAAAUGGAGCGCUGGAAAAAGGAGGGAGGACUUUUGCGUUCGGCGUGAAAGCGCAGAGCCGCGCUCUGAGGAAUUCCGCACAGGGGGAGAGCGAGAAUUACCCUUCGGGCUCCCUUGAAAGUUGCCUUGAAAAAGGAACGAAAAGCAUGUCUGUCGUUGCUUGUUUGAGUCAACGCAAACUGCUCUACAGGAGACUAACAGUUAGCAGGAGACUUUGUUCUCAGAAUGUUAGGUUAGAUCAGUCACCCGCUAUCCAAAGACUGAAAUGGAAGCAGCUCUCUCUUCCCACAGCAGGAAGGAAAUGUUUAUAUGAUGUGACGGCCGCAAAGGACGAUAGAGAUCAGCAUGACUGGUACGUCGGAAAAACACAAGCAGUUACACUCCUCUUAAGCUCACUUUUCAUUUAAACAUAAGCAGUUACACUGCUCUCUUUAAACUCACUUUU